UUCAUGGGGUAUUGUUUGGAGGAUCCUUUUGGGAACACAGUGGUGACCAAGGAAGUGGUCAUGCCUAUGUACACAUGAAAAACACAUGUAUGUUGCUACUCAUGACCAGCACAUAGACUCUGUCAAACCUCUUAGUUCUACUAUCAAACGUUCAUUGAUAGCAUCACGCUAGUGGCCGGAGAACGGGAAUGUCGCGAUACCGUGGUCUCGAUUGAAUGCGGAGUCGACAGAGACAUGUAUCGAAGACGGAAUCAACCCGGCAUUCAACUCACGAGACACGUUAGCCGCGGCUAUACCAUAUGCAACUCCAACUUGUUGGGUUGAUUAAAUACUGAGCAAGAGCUGUCGCUAUACGAUGUGCGCAAUCUCAUUCCUCAUCGCUACAAACAUCCACAGUGCUCUUUACGAUGACCAGUCACGACUACUCUUCAACUACCGUGAACCGACAUCAAGAUGCGCAUUAUGAUUCCGAAGAGAAGCUGCGUUAUGAGCUUGCCAAGACGGUUACGCUCACUCCAGAACUCUAUGAGCGCUUGUUUCUAAACCCGAAGACGCGAGUAUCGGGGGACCUUCGUUCACGGUUUGGAAACCCAACGCCAGUGGGUGUGUUGGGCUUCUCGAUUGCCGUUAUGCCACUUGCGUGUGCCUUCAUGGGCUGGCAGGGCUCGGGCGGUCUCAGCGUCGCGACUGGGACAGUGAACAUAUUUUUCGGCGGUAUGCUCCUUAUCCUCGCAGGUAUUGGAGAGUUCCUACUUGGGAACACAUUCCCAAUGAUGGUAUUCCUCGGAUAUGGUGCGCAUUUCUUUGCUUACGCAACAACAUUCGUUCCCGCUUUCAACUCGAUUGGAUACUUCAACCCGGAUGGAAGCGGCACUGGCAGUCCUGGCACGUCGAACCAGACAUCAGUAUUUCUAGCAAGUUAUGCGUUCUACCUCAUCGUCAUGUGCAUUCUAUCCUUCAUAUUCCUCCUCGGCUCGUUACGCGUCAACGUCGUGUUUGUCCUAAUUUUUAUGUUUGCGACAAUCGGGUUUGGUCUCGGCGCUGGGGCCUUCUUCAACCUUUCCAAUGGAAAUGCUGUGGUUGGAACGAGGUUGGCUACGGGUACAGGUGCUUGCUUCUUUGCGGCUAGCGUACUAGGCUUCUACUUCUUGCUGGCUCUGAUUAUUGCGAUCAUGGAGUUGCCGGUGCCGGACCUGCCUGUAUGCGACCUGAGUAUGGUGAUCAAGGCGAGGCCAAGAGGUGUGAUCAAGGAAGAGUGAUGGGUGUGGGAUAGAUGCAGUCAAAAAGCUCGUGACAAUGCGGCCUGCUACUGUUCAAGGUACUAUAGCCGGUAGGCGGCUCGUCGUGUUAUAGUUUCAAAUGUCAUGAUGUUCAAUGAACAGAGGAUUGGUUCGCUACAGUUACGGACGGUCAUGGCUGG
Molecule: messenger RNA, 1420 nt
Organism: Alternaria alternata
Lineage: Eukaryota; Fungi; Ascomycota; Dothideomycetes; Pleosporales; Pleosporaceae
Product: plasma membrane ammonium transporter
Exons: 3
Coding region: 408-1259 (283 amino acids)
Cellular component (GO): plasma membrane
Molecular function (GO): acetate transmembrane transporter activity
Source: RefSeq, a predicted model, not a curated record